AUGAAUUCUAUGAAUGACGAUCAAACUUCAUCAUGCUCAUCUGAUAUUGACAUUUGUAAUACAAGUCCGAAUUCUUCACCAAAAGUAUCCGAAAUAAAAAUAACAAGUACACCAUAUCCAACGUACAAACCUCAAGUUAACUUUCAUUCAAUCGAAUCAUUAGCUAUAUCCUCCUUAAAUACAUCUUCAUUGACUCCUAUUUCUUCUCCUUGUUCUUUUCAAAGACAUGAUGAUACUGGCUAUAGUUCAUUAAGUUCAUCUUCGUUAGCACAUGAUAAAGAUAAUAAGGAAAAUGUUUAUUGCUCAACAACAACAACAACAGUUAGUGAACGAAAACCGCGACGUAAAUUAACUGAUUGGCAAAUAUGGCAUUUACGUCAAGCAUAUUUAAAAAACCGAUAUCCAUCACCUUAUGAACAAGAGCAACUUGCUGUACAACUUCUUUUACCACUAUCAUCAAUUCGUAUUUGGUUUCAAAAUUAUCGUGCACGAUCUGGAAAAAAAUGA
Rotaria sp. Silwood2 is the source of this 507-nucleotide messenger RNA. Lineage: Eukaryota; Metazoa; Rotifera; Eurotatoria; Philodinida; Philodinidae. The record is from the annotation of a GenBank genome assembly.